AUGUCCAUGGCACUCGCAGCUGCGCGGCAGCGGGCGGAGGAGGAGCUGCUGGGGUGGGCGUACAUCACAAACCAACUGCUCCUCGAGAAUGCGCUGGCGGCGCUGGCGGACGUUGAGGAACCCGCGCGGCGGGCGGCGCUGGAGGUUGAGUACGCCGCUGGUCUCGCCGCACUGCUGCGCGCGGAGUGGACGGCAACACAGCAGCAACUUCAGGACGCACGUAAUAGCAUCCAGCAGAUCGCUAACGUUAUUGCACACCAUCGCGAUGGACAGGUGGCACACGGGGUGUGUGCAGACGCUGAGCCACCAGCGGUGAGUCUCCGUCGCCUCCUAGACGAUUUCACUGCAUUUGCUGAGGCUACACAGCAAAAACUACUACAACAAGAACGAUUACAACAACAACAACAACAACAACAAGAACGAUUGCAACAACAACAACAGCAAGAACGAUUACAACAACAACAAGAACGAUUGCAACAACAAGAACAACAACAACAACAGGAUGAAACAGUGUCUCUGCACGGCAACGUGCAAACGCUAUACACACGCAUUUUGCCUCCUCCUCCUGUGAAUCCCACAGCGCGAACGCUUCUCAGUGUUCGCGAUCAAGUGCGGGAGCUUCGGCCGGAAACAGGAGUUUCACCCUACGGCAUCGUACAUACACCGCGACUACAAAAGUAUCAACAUAAUCAAGAAAUUCGCGAAAAGGGCGAGUAUACACCACAUCUAACGGCAUCACCACUGCACACUUUGUACACGUUGCAGACAUCUCCGUCGGCAGUACGGCAUCAUACACCUCAUUCUGGCACACAGGAUAGUGUGUCAUCAGCAGCACUUGCAUGGAGGGAACGCAUGACAUCAUUACAGGCAGGUUUGCGAGACCUCAAACGUGAGCUUGGGAAUUAG
Messenger RNA from Trypanosoma theileri, 906 nucleotides. RefSeq lists its product as uncharacterized. The transcript has a single exon. NCBI's taxonomy places the organism in Eukaryota, Euglenozoa, Kinetoplastea, Trypanosomatida, Trypanosomatidae. The coding region runs from base 1 to 906 and encodes 301 amino acids. The record is from RefSeq and is a predicted model, not a curated record.